Messenger RNA from Lachancea thermotolerans CBS 6340, 951 nucleotides. Its product is annotated as ferritin-like domain-containing protein. Bases 1 to 951 code for a protein of 316 amino acids. Lineage: Eukaryota; Fungi; Ascomycota; Saccharomycetes; Saccharomycetales; Saccharomycetaceae. The transcript has a single exon. The record is from RefSeq and is a predicted model, not a curated record.
AUGAUGUUUGCUGCCUUUUCGCCAAGCAAAAUAGCAAUGUACCGUUUUUUUGUUUUCGGUUUGUCCUUUCUAGCAAUAGCAGCGUCGUUCCCUCUUUACAAAAGAGCUGAUCUGGAUGUCGACAUUUUACAAUUCGCUCUCACUUUAGAGCGAUUGGAAAACAAGUUUUACAAGGAAGCGCUAUCUAUGUGGUCUGUGGACGACUUUGUCGACGCGAAUUUUACGGAGGACUUUUACACGCAGCUGAAGUACAUUGCGCACGACGAGGAAGCACACUUACUAUUUCUCGAGCAGGUUAUCAAAGCAGCGGGAGCAGAGCCUGUUCAGGCAUGUACAUAUAACCUUCCUCUAGAUAGCCCUGUCAGUUUUGUCCAAAGUAUAGCAGCUUUUGAAGGCGUGGGCGUAUCUGCUUAUCUGGGUGCAGCUUCGCUGAUCUCCUCAAAAAAAUACCUUACAGCGGCAGGCUCAAUUUUGAGCACUGAAGCUAUUCAUCAAGCUGCGGCUCGUAAUGCCAUUGGCGAAAUUCCCAUGGCAAAUCCGUUCGCGACGCCGCUGAGUGCUAAUGCAAUCUACUCGAUUGCCUCCAAGUUUAUCAAGAGCUGCCCUGCCAAUAACACAAAGCUGCCUUUCAAAGCCUAUCCCGAGCUUUUAGUUACGCAGGGGCUGCCAACUGCUAUGAACUCGUCUAUAACAUUUGCCAGUAAUGGUACACUACCAAACUCAACUCAGAUCUACGUGACGUUUGUGAGCGGCCUUGAUGUUAUCCCAGUCGUUGGCUCAAGAAAUGGCAGUUCGAUAAGAGCAACCGUUCCCGAAGAUGUUUCUGGCCAAUCUUAUGUGUUUUUGACUACUGGUAAUUCCAGCAACUUGACAGACUCUAAUAUCCUGUAUGGACCUGCAAUCAUCGAGGUUACACCUUCAAGCCCCACGUUCAACGUGUCUAUCUUUUGA